Molecule: messenger RNA, 1401 nt
Organism: Cryphonectria parasitica EP155
Lineage: Eukaryota; Fungi; Ascomycota; Sordariomycetes; Diaporthales; Cryphonectriaceae
Product: transcriptional activator FOSB/c-Fos and related bZIP transcription factor
Exons: 1
Coding region: 1-1401 (466 amino acids)
Source: RefSeq, a predicted model, not a curated record
AUGGGCGACACUCACGCCGGCCAGGGCACUGCGUCCUUUCCAGUGUCCCUACGACCAUCGCCUCCACGCCAAGACAUUCUGUCUAGCCAAGUGUCUGUCGAGCUGGCUGAGUUCCAGGCACGCCGUGGCAGGUACAUAGACGGUCACUUUGUGCAGCUCACCUCCCCUGACGACCUCGAUAUUCUCGUGGGACCGACAAAUGAAUCCUUCGUUGCCGAAACGGCCUCCCAGUACCAAUUCGCCUCAGACGACGACAGCAUCCGUUCAAACUGCCCUCCCACCGAACAUGUCGACUUCGCACCAAUGAGCCAGCACAUGUCUCCAUGCUCGAUGCCAGACUUUCCUCUCAGCAAUGAUCGUUCUUAUGACACUGGUUUGUUCGAAGCUGGUUCUAACUUCGCCUCCUUUGCAGCACCACCUGCCACCCACACCAACGAUCAAACUUGUCGUGUCCAAGCCACGACAGCUUGUGGGGAUAGGUUGACUGGUGCUGUGCCACAUCCUGCGAACGUCGACAUGGGAUCCAACAUUCUCAACUUCCACCCAGGGCCCUUCACAUAUCGGCAGAACAGGGAUUGCUCUGUUCAGCCAAUGCAGUCGAUCUCAGACCAGCGACCCUUCGAGAUUGGCAUGAUCACGACUCCCUAUAGUCCCGAAUUCUCUGAGAACCGCGAUGCGACCUUAGCCAAAACGUCGCCAUCGAACCCGAGCGUCGACCCAGCACAGCUGAACCUCCGAUCCGCAGAAGAAGCAGCGCCAACAUCGGCACGUAGCACCAGAAAGAAGAGUAAGACCUCAAAACCUGCGGAGGAACAGGUUACGCGGCCUCAGGACAAGAAGAAGAAGACGAAGAAGAAGACUGUUGAGACUCAAAUCGCUCCCCAUGAUCUCCCCAAGCCCAGUCCUGAAGAUCGUGAGGGCGAGCAUUCCCUCGCACCAGCCUCCUCGGGCAAUCAGCAGGUCGCAGGCAGCAGAUCACCGCAGCAGCGACCUACACCGCGUCGAAGCCGUACAGCUCCUAGUGCUAUGCCACCUAUAGGGCAAGAUCGAAUAGCACAGGAUCGAGAGUCGAAACUCCUCCGCCGGCGCAAGACUGCGAACAACAUCCGGGCUCGGUCCAAGGCCGCAAAAGAGGAGCUCGAGGCCAAGUUCGAGGUCGCGAAGGGCGAACACCAAAAUCUUGAGGCCAUGGCCACGGAGCUCAAAGAGGAGGUCUUGCAGCUGAAGAACGAGAUACUACGGCACGGACGGUGCGGCCACAAAGAGAUUCAGCAAUACCUGGAACAUACGGCCAAACAAAUUGUUUCAAACGCCAGCGCCCGACCGUAUUCGUACUUGACGACCUCGUCAUCGAUGAUGGCGCAUGCUGGACACGACUCAGUUGACAAUGUACACAAAUAA